AUGUCAGACACUGACUCGGACGAACACGAAGACGAUAAUGGACUACCGAAAGUUGGCACUUACGAAGGCGAAAGAAAUGAAUGUGAGGAACGUCAUGGUUUUGGAAGUGCUAUUCUUCCAAACGGAGAUUCUUACAAGGGUUAUUACAUCAACGGUAAAAGGCAAGGAGAAGGGACCUACCGUUUCAAAAAUGGCGCACGUUAUAUCGGUAAAUGGCAGAUGGGGAAGAAACAUGGAAAAGGGCUGUUUAUAUAUCCAGAUGGCUCCAAAUACGAAGGUGAGUGGUACGAAGACAAAAGACAAGGUUACGGUGUGUAUACCUACUUUAAUGGCGACAUUUAUAAAGGCCAGUGGAAUAACCACCAAAGAAAUGGUCUUGGUAUCUAUAUUUACUUUAGUGGUGGAGUGGUGCUUCGAGGAACUUGGGUUGAUGGGCAAACUUUUGAUGAUGUCGAGCUUUUUUAUUCCAAUUGUAGUUUUUUUGGAAAAAUGAAGGAAGGCAUGGGUUUUCCGAGAAAACAGCCUGAGAUAACGGAAAAGGAAUUUGAAAAUGAAGGUCGUGAUAAUAAUGAAAAGGACGGUGAUGACCUUACAAGGGUGAAUGAAACAAUUGAACACGAAAUGUAUUUAGUAGAUCCAAGUGUUGGUUUUACUUUAAGUGAGGAAUCCGAACGUUUACAUGAUAAUAAUGAAAAGGACGGUGAUGACCUUACAAGGGUGAAUGAAACAAUUGAACACGAAAUGUAUUUAGAAGAUCCAAGUGUUGGUUUUACUUUAAGUGAGGAAUCCGAACGUUUACAUGAUAAUAAUGAAAAAGACGAUGUUGACCUUACAAGGUUGAAUGAAACAACUGAACACGAAAUGUAUUUAGAAGAUCCAAGUGCUGGUUUUACUUUAAAUGAGGAAUCCGAAAGUUUACAAAGUUAA
Molecule: messenger RNA, 927 nt
Organism: Limulus polyphemus (Atlantic horseshoe crab)
Lineage: Eukaryota; Metazoa; Arthropoda; Merostomata; Xiphosura; Limulidae
Gene: Rsph1
Product: radial spoke head 1 homolog
Exons: 4
Coding region: 1-927 (308 amino acids)
Biological process (GO): axoneme assembly; spermatid development
Cellular component (GO): nucleus; motile cilium
Source: RefSeq, a predicted model, not a curated record